Messenger RNA from Rosa rugosa (rugosa rose), 1401 nucleotides. RefSeq lists its product as uncharacterized. Gene Ontology annotation, molecular function: cysteine-type peptidase activity. The transcript has 7 exons. Lineage: Eukaryota; Viridiplantae; Streptophyta; Magnoliopsida; Rosales; Rosaceae. The coding region runs from base 126 to 1160 and encodes 344 amino acids. The record is from RefSeq and is a predicted model, not a curated record. Gene Ontology annotation, biological process: proteolysis.
GCGUGUGUACAUGUGCACUUGUUUAUUAACAAUUGUUCUUUGUGAUUUGUCAGACAAAAAAAGCUGAGAUUGACUGCAAGUUGGCAAUAGGUUCCAUUGACCACAUUGUUGCUUAUGCCACUGUCAUGGAGGGUGAUGAUCCUUCUAGUACAGUUCAUGGUGCACCACUGGGCAAUGGUAAUAUGCGUGUUUCGGUAUAUGCUGUAGUUGAGGAGAAUGUAAAGAUCCCAUUUCCUGUGAAAGAUGAAAUUGAAACUGUUAAGCAAGCUAUGGGGAGUUGGGUAGCAUGGCCUAUACACCUAAUCAUAAUGUCACAUGUGAAGAAACCUGUCAAGGAAAAUGUUGAGAGGAAGAGGAAAAGGAGAGAUAUAGAGGAAGAAGACUCGGAGUUUCAGUUUAGCUUGGCGACAAUGGCACCUACACUACCAGAUUCAUUGAAGAUGCUAUGUAUGUGGGGUGAGGAUAAAUUCAAAGGAGGGCGUACCAUCUCCUUUUACAUGGAACCUGAAGUCUUUGGAUAUUCUCGCAAGAGCUUCAUAAUAGGAUCAGAUGUUCGACGACUUGCAAGCAUGAGAGAAGUCACUGGAAAUUGCAUUUCUGUGUACCAGAGGUACCUCUAUGAGAAAUUGACUACAUAUAAAAUGGUGGACAUGGUUGCAUUUGUUGAUCCUUCACAUAUAGGUGCAGUAGGGUGUGGGAAUGGAACUACCAGGGCCCAACAUAUCAAAGAUAGACUUGUAACUGCUAAACCAGGGCAGAUGUUCAUGUUGCCGUUUAAUUCAGGUGAUCACUGGAUCUUGACAAUUAUUCAUCCGGACGAAGGUACUGCCUAUUUUAUGGAUCCACUGAAAAGACGCUUACCCACUGGAGAUUGGAUGUCUAUUGUGGAAACUGCAAUAGGUAUGUAUAAUGUUGCAAUGAACAGGAAAGGCGCUCGGAGUUCUACAAAAUGGAAAAAUUUGGCUGGCAUUCCUCCCCAACCUAGCAACAAGGAGUGCGGGUACUUUGUGAUGAGAUACAUGAGGGAUAUCAUUGAGGAUAAGGACUUAUCAUUGUUUGCUACCAAGUGGGAGAGGAGAGGCAAUAGCCAAUAUACGCAAGCAGAUAUUGAUGAGAUACGAAAUGAGUGGGCGAAGUUUGUCGUGAAGAGCUAUGUGUAGGCAGGCCAUGAAGUAGGUUUUUGCAGAAGGAAAGCAUCUUUUUUGUGCUUCUCUGCUGGUACAUUUUCAUGCAUUAGAUGGAGUGCAUGUUUUGGAACAAUGUGUAUCAGCUAGCUUUUGAUGUCCCAAGUAGAUGGGCAUGCACUAGAAUGCUAUUCUUCUUUUAUUGUUGGCUUGAAAUUUGGACAACUUUGUUUGGGAAAUACUACCUUUUGCAGUUUUAUGUAUAGAAUGUUAGAUA